AUGUCAAAGCGCCCAACACUUCUUCGAAGACCCUUACCCCCUAAACUCCCAAAGCUGCCGUCACACAAAAAGAGAGUCCAUACAGCCAAGACUGUUCAAAUUAAGCAACCAGAGGCAGAGGUUUCUCAACCUAAAGCCACUUCAGCUCUUUCCAGUGCGACUUCAAAAAAUCAGUCCCAAACUUCUGUCAGUGUGCAGACACUCCUGUUGGAUCACCAUGUACAAGAAAAAGUGGCCGUCGUAAAGUCGAUUGCAGCAUCAAAACACCAUCUUCAGGAUGUUUGCUUCCAGAUCCCAGAGACUGCUUACGGGUCUCUGUUUUUUCCAACUUCUCAUUCAGCUUCAAGUCGAGUUUUUGGGAAAGAAAUAAGUGUCUUAAAGGUUAAAAAAAAAGAGGAAUUCGAGACAGGUAUUAUUCAUGGUGAAGGUUUUAAGACUGUUUCAGCCACACAAUAUGAAACAGUAAUGGCCAUGGCCAAUCUGGCCAUACUGACCUGUCAAGUAUAUGGAAGAAAUGCACUUAAUCUUCAGGGCUUUUUUAUCAUCAUUUGUCCAGACUUAACACCUUUGGCUUCCCAAUUGGUUUAUCUUAAUCUGUCAUUUAAUGAUCUCUGCUACUUUCCCACAGAAGUGCUCUGUCUUAAACAUUUACAAGUACUAAAACUGAGAAAUAAUCCUAUCAAAGAAAUCCCAUCUGAAAUUCAAAAACUUAAGUGCCUUCGAAUUUUCACCAUUGCCUUUAAUUUGAUUACUUUUCUUCCACCUGGGUUAUUUGCCUUGGCCUAUCUUGAGGAACUUAAUGUUUCUUACAAUGAGCUUACUUCUAUUCCAAAUGAAAUCUAUAAACUCAGAUCACUUGAAAAACUGAAUGUCAAUGGGAAUUAUCUGACUUCUUUCCCACCUGGAAUUCUGCAGACUAACCUGAAAAGAAUCCAAUUUGAUAAUAAUUACACUCAUCCUAGUUUCUGGAAAGAGAAUUCUUUGAAUAGUCCACAAAGUCUCAUCCAUCUUACUUGUUCUUUCUUUUUAAAACAUAAUCUACAAAAAUAUCAUGAUGUGAUCCCGGAAGAAAUUCAAAACUUAUUAAGAUGCACGUCCUCGUGUGACUGGUGCCGGGGGCCCAUGUUCGGCGAAGGCUUUCGCAUCAUUCGAUCCUGCGACAGCUUUGGAGUCACCCAGUUUCCGAUUAUGUUUCAUGUCUGCUCUUUUGCGUGCCGUGGACACGUGAGGCACAGCAGCUAGGAGGUGAGACUGCUGCCGGUCGACAAGCUGCUGAUUUCUCGGUUGGCAAGAGAAUGCGGGUCUGUCAUUCCCACUGUGAAAGCGAAUCAGCUGUGUGUACGUGGUAGUUCACCUCUUUGAGAAGACGGGCUCUGUUGUGCAAGACCUAAUACCCUCUCACUUGAGUCCUCUAUGUAAUAAGUUUGUGAUUGUUAUUAAA
Molecule: messenger RNA, 1441 nt
Organism: Echinops telfairi (small Madagascar hedgehog)
Lineage: Eukaryota; Metazoa; Chordata; Mammalia; Afrosoricida; Tenrecidae
Gene: LRRC63
Product: leucine rich repeat containing 63
Exons: 8
Coding region: 1-1242 (413 amino acids)
Molecular function (GO): protein binding
Source: RefSeq, a predicted model, not a curated record